Molecule: messenger RNA, 588 nt
Organism: Caenorhabditis remanei
Lineage: Eukaryota; Metazoa; Nematoda; Chromadorea; Rhabditida; Rhabditidae
Exons: 3
Coding region: 1-588 (195 amino acids)
Biological process (GO): regulation of DNA-templated transcription
Molecular function (GO): DNA binding; DNA-binding transcription factor activity, RNA polymerase II-specific
Source: RefSeq, a predicted model, not a curated record
AUGAAGACUGCUCUGGUUACUCUACUAACAUCAGAAGAUCCUGCGCAGCAAGAGCUCAAAGAAAAAGUUCAAGUGAUGGGACAGGCCGUGAUCUGGUCCCUAUUGAGUGAAAAUAAGUCGGCGUCAAUGGCAAUGCUAUCUCCUGUUAAUCAUGAGCUCGUGGAAACUGUGGUUUCAAUGUUUCCAUGCAUUAAAAUGGAGAAACAGACACCUUUGUCGAUUUCUCGUGGUUCAAAUUUGAGAAGCCCUUUAAAAAUUGAUUUGGCGCAAAGUGACUCUGGACGGGAUACAUCCAGUUCCACCGCCACAACACCCGGAUCUUUGAACUGGUCUGUUUUCGACAUGACUCCACAGAUGCUUCAAAAGAAUCACGACGAGCCGGUCAACAGGAAUGAACAACGUCGUCUGCCUAAAAAAUACACCAAAGAACAGGUUCGAAAAUUGGCUGAGUACUUCAAGAAACGUCAUUAUAUUCCGGAUGAAGAUAAAUAUCAGAUGGCCAAAGAAACUGGAUUGACUGCGCAGCAAGUCUCGAAUUGGUUUGCAAACACUAGAAGAAGUUUGAAAAAGAAGAAUAUUACUUUCUAA